Meyerozyma guilliermondii ATCC 6260 is the source of this 456-nucleotide messenger RNA. RefSeq lists its product as uncharacterized. Lineage: Eukaryota; Fungi; Ascomycota; Pichiomycetes; Serinales; Debaryomycetaceae. Bases 1 to 456 code for a protein of 151 amino acids. The record is from RefSeq and is a predicted model, not a curated record. The transcript has a single exon.
AUGGACUUGGAUCUCCUCCGCCAGUGCGUGCAGGGAACAGAAGAACUCAUCUACCAAUCCAAAACAGUGACCACUUCCACCGCGGAAACCUCAAAUGCGAACCCAAAUCAAACUGCAACAAACCCAACUCAAUCACAGCCACCUCAAUCAAACCCUACUCAAUCACACCCAAACCACCCACCCCAAUCACAGGUGGCUGACUGUACUUGUAACUCUGCCCACAAAAAAAACACAAAGCCGCGGCUUCCAGUUGAUGAAAAUACACCAGUAGCCGAAUUGCGGCGCCGCCAGCUCGAGGUCAUGAAAUCUAUGAGAUACGAUAAAUUAAUUGACGACACUAGUGUGGCUCGGUAUGGUCCUUUGGAUACAUCGCGAGUACUUUUUCGCGCAGCCACAAGCGGCCUGCUGCACCAAAGCGACAAGACCCUCGCGCGUGACACACCCGCACGUGACUGA